AUGGAGUCUAUUACAUUAGAUCACGAACUUAUCAGAAAUGCAAUCGCAAAUGUUGCAAUUUCUUUUGAUAUGAACACCUUUGAGGAGCUUCGCAAUUCAUUCACAGAAGACUGUGUAGCGGACUAUACAGGUUCUCUUGGUCUCAUGAAUGGCAUUGACACUGUCAUCCAGCAGUUACAGAAGACCAUUGGGCACGUCAGCACUUUCCAUAGCUUGAGCACACAAGUCAUUCAACUCACUGGAAACAACACGGCUCAAGCUACCACAUAUGUUUCAGCAAGCCACUUUGCCGACGACAAGUCGUUCUUUGCCGAAGCCAGAUAUCUCGAUAAACUUACGAAGGUUACCGAGGGGGGAACGGUGAAGUGGUUGAUUGAUUAUCGAUUGACCACCAUGAUGGGUGUUCCGAGGGGUGAUAUCUCUAUAUUCAACAUGGAUUUGGAGGGGUGGGUAGACACCCUAAAGGCGUGA
Molecule: messenger RNA, 471 nt
Organism: Botrytis byssoidea
Lineage: Eukaryota; Fungi; Ascomycota; Leotiomycetes; Helotiales; Sclerotiniaceae
Exons: 1
Coding region: 1-471 (156 amino acids)
Source: RefSeq, a predicted model, not a curated record